UAUGUGUAAAUGGUUAUAUUAUUUGUAAGUGCGCAUUAUUGUAAAGUAGCUUUAAGUAUAACGGGGAAGAUCGUGUGUAUUAAUAAGAAAUAGCAUAUGCAGCUGCAUGUUUUCUGUGAUCUGGCUCUCACUCUCUUGCGCUCUUGCCUCUCGCUAAAACGAGGGUUGAUUGGGAUCGCAAGAGUCGAGAGGAGUUCAGUCGAACACCAGGAGUUGAGCCAUCGAGAACUUAAAAAGUAAAAUAAAGAAUAUUAAAAUUGAACUUGACUGUGUUGGUGUUUUACUGGGAUAUACAUUCACAUCCCUACAAAAUCAGAAGUGGGCCGAUCACGAGCUAAUAUUAAAGAGAAAAACAUUAAAUAAAAUAAAAAAAUGAAUUUUGACAAUACAUCAAUUGCACAACUAAAAAAGUGGUUAAGUGUAUUAGACUUGCCAACAACGGGUUCAAAGCGAGAACUUAUUUUGCGUUUAAAUAAUUCGCAAAAAGAAAUGCAAAAGAAAUUUGAAAGUUUGAAAAAUGGAGAAGAUGGAAACGAAGAUAAUGAGAAUGAUGGUGAAAUCGAAAAUACAGAGGACAGUUACGAAGAAGCUGACGAAGAUGGAGAUGGUGCAAAUUUCAAGGAAAAAGACGGAGAAGAAGACGAAGAUGGCGAUAACAACGGCAGAAAAGGCGGAGAAGAAGACGAAGAUGGCGAUAACAACGGCAGAAAAGGCGGAGAAGAAGACGAAGAUGGCGAUAACAACGGCAGAAAAGGCGGCGAAGAAGACGAAGACGGCGAUAAUAACGAUGGAAAAGGCGGCAAAAUUUACGAAGACGGCGACAACGGAGAACUUGGAGAAGAGAAGGAGAUAAAGAAUUCCAGUCAGAUUUUAGACAUUUCGUUGCGAAUGGCAACAGAAGUUUUAAACGAAUUUUCGGGAGAAACCUGUGCUCGAAAAUGGAUUACGCAGAUGUUUAAUAUUGGAAGUAUUUAUGGUGUUAGUGGACAAUACAUAAAAAUGCUUAUGAUUAGCAAAAUUAAAGGCAAAGCUAAGUUAUGGCUGCAUGCAAAUCCUGGACGCAUACUAUUACCGAUGGAGGACCUGAUUGAUGACCUGAUCGGAAUGUUUGGCGAGAAAGCAUCCAAGUUAGAAACAAGGCGCAAAUUUGAAGAACGGAAGUGGAGUGCUGGAGAAAGUUUUGGAAGUUAUGUUGAUGACAAGGUGAUGCUGGCUCAGGGCAUAAAUGUAGACGCUGAAGAACUACUGAGCGUAGUCAUCGAGGGCAUUCCCAACAUAGGGCUGCGUAUUCAGGCACAAAUUCAAUGCUUUGACGAUGUUAAGCAGUUGAAACGUGCAUUUGCUGAUGUUGGAUUACCCAAACCGUACGGAGCUAAGAAGGAGGCGACUUCGUUGCAGAGCAAGGACGACAAUAUUAUGCGCUGCUUUAACUGCAACGCUAGAGGACACUGGGCGAAGGACUGCAGGAAACCAAAGCGGGAGAAAGGAUCGUGCUACGCAUGCGGUGAGAUGGGGCACUUUGUGGCGCAGUGCCUGAAGAACAAAACUAAAGGUGUGGGCGACAACAAUUAUAAUGCCUCAUAGAUACAG
Molecule: messenger RNA, 1590 nt
Organism: Drosophila ficusphila
Lineage: Eukaryota; Metazoa; Arthropoda; Insecta; Diptera; Drosophilidae
Exons: 2
Coding region: 373-1584 (403 amino acids)
Biological process (GO): positive regulation of cytoplasmic translation
Cellular component (GO): cytoplasm
Molecular function (GO): single-stranded RNA binding; zinc ion binding; mRNA binding
Source: RefSeq, a predicted model, not a curated record